This is a messenger RNA of Darwinula stevensoni, 676 nucleotides long. Lineage: Eukaryota; Metazoa; Arthropoda; Ostracoda; Podocopida; Darwinulidae. The record is from the annotation of a GenBank genome assembly.
AUGACCCUCUGCAUUCUCGUGGACUGUGCAGCUAAGGCAGCACUGGCAGGUGGCAAAUACACCGGACAAUAUUUGCCAUGCGUCCUUUUUGUCGGAGGAUUCCUCGACGAGGAGGGUCUGGCUAGAAGCAGUUUCCUGCAGGAGCUGAACGACUUCUUGGCCAUGCCGGAGGAGAGCGCGGACGUGGCCCAGUCUGCUAGUAAUCUGGAGGAGCUCCUCCUCCGUGCCCCUCCCGUCGUCCUUCGUCUUCAGUCGCAGGUGAGAGAGGCAGUGGCGACCAUCUACGAGCCGAGCGGAGAGGCGGAGGUCCCACUCAAGUUCACGGCAGGGCUCAUCCUGGGCGUCCCGCUCGACUGCGAGGUGUCCAACGUGACCGAGGUUGGGGCCCUCCGCAUCUGCGUCAAGUACCCGGACCGAUCCUUCCACCUGAUCCCCCCGCGUCGCUCCGACCUCCGUCCGGACGCCACAGGCCGCACCCAGCGGAUCCUGACCUCGGUGCGGAUCUCGCACACCGUGUGGACCGAGUCCUGCCACGUUGGGAUCUCCAUCGCCCUCGACCUCGGGUCGAAGCCCGGGUCCGGCGCUGGUGAGGAGGAGUCCCGGGUCAUCCACCUCUGCCCGCCCGUCAUGGUCAACGUCUCGCCCAAGCCCGCACGCAAAGGAAUUUGAUCUAUGU